AUGUUGAGCAACUAUAAACCAUAUGAGAUCUUGCCCGACAAAUGUGAGCCCAAAAAAUCAAGAAUUGAGAAAACCCCUCGUAGCAAAUGCAGUCGCCAUCCUUCAAUUGCCACUUCCUCUGACAUCAGUAAUCUCAAGAGCCUCAUCCCACCCCCAAACCGGCCACAUACAUACUCACAACCGGCCCGCAUGACUCAUCCGCCGAAAAAUCUCCACUCUCACACCCAAGGCAGAAUCCUUCUCCCCACAUCUCACUCCUCACAGCAUUCUUCACAGCAUCUUCUCCGGUUUCUCGCAUUGCUCAAUCCUCUGCACCCAGAUAGGUUAUAUCCCACGAUUCGCCAUUUCCGCGCAGAAAUUCAUAUGCAGCUGCAGCGAAAAAGCUGCGAGAGGAAGGACGAAAAUGAGGCUCAGAUGGUUUACCGGUCACCCACUAUACGUCUGAAGCAAGCAAGUGGAGCGCUUGUGGAAUCCUUGUUCUGCUAUCCCCGCGCCGCUUCACCGAGUUUGCUGUGUUAA
This is a messenger RNA of Botrytis sinoallii, 519 nucleotides long. RefSeq lists its product as uncharacterized. Lineage: Eukaryota; Fungi; Ascomycota; Leotiomycetes; Helotiales; Sclerotiniaceae. The transcript has 3 exons. Bases 1 to 519 code for a protein of 172 amino acids. The record is from RefSeq and is a predicted model, not a curated record.